Messenger RNA from Diversispora eburnea, 1365 nucleotides. The record is from the annotation of a GenBank genome assembly. NCBI's taxonomy places the organism in Eukaryota, Fungi, Glomeromycota, Glomeromycetes, Diversisporales, Diversisporaceae.
AUGAAUUCGUUCACGAAUUUUAUUUAUUCAUUCUUAUCAAAUAUUAGAGUUCAAUUUGCCUUAACUGCUUUUGGUGCAACGAUUGCUACAGGAUUUACUAUUUUCUCAUACCAGUCGUUUCAAAGACAAGCGCGUACAAAAGCACUUAAGAGAGAUAUUGCCUCAAAACCUUUUAAUAAACCAAAAAAUCGUAAUAUUGAGCAAGUAUCAAAUGGCGAAAACAAUGUUGAUACGUUUGAUGAAUCUCUUAUUAACGAACAACUGGCUAGAAAUAUAGCGUUUCUUGGUAAAGAGGGAGUUAAUAGAUUACGAAAAUCUUUCGUAAUUAUUGUAGGAGCUGGUGGAGUAGGCUCUUGGGCUGCUCUAAUGCUUAUUCGUUCAGGUGUUCAACAUGUUCGAAUAAUAGAUUUUGAUCAAGUGACUUUAAGUAGUUUGAAUCGACACGCGGUUGCAACACAUGCAGAUAUUGGAAGACCUAAAGUUAUCGCUUUACAAGAGAAUUUUAAAAAGUUUGCCCCUUGGACAACAAUUGAACCUGUAAUUGAACUUUUUACCAAAGAAAUAGCUCCUCGUCUCUUAAAAGGAAAUCCGGAUUUUAUUAUUGAUGCCAUUGACAAUAUUGAUACAAAAAUUGAUCUUCUCAAAUACUGUUGUGAUAAUAAGCUUCCGAUCAUAAGUUCAAUGGGGGCAGGUGCUAAAGCUGAUCCAUCACGCGUUCAAGUUAGCGAUAUUAGCCUAACUUUCGAGGAUCCUCUUGCUAGAGUUGUCAGACGUCGGCUUAAGAAAUUAGAUGUAGACUCAGGAAUCACUGUAGUAUAUUCCACUGAAAAACCAAAUGUGAAAUUGUUACCAUUAGAAGAAAGUCAAGCCCAGAAUGCAUCUGAUUAUGCGAUAUUGCCUGAUUUUAGAUCCAGGAUUCUUCCAGUCUUAGGUGCUAUUCCUGCAAUUUUUGGAAUGUCUAUUGCUACUUAUAUCAUAACUUCUAUUGCUGGAUAUCACAUUGAACCAUUGGCCAAUAAGAAUCGAGAGCCUUUGUAUGUUAGAAUGCAUCGUGACUUAUUGAAUAGAGAGAGAAGAAUUUAUAAUACGACAUCUAUACCAUUAGAUGCACGCGAAGUUGGAUACAUAUUUGAUGAAAUCUGGCGUAGUAAAAGUGGAAUUUCAGGUUCAAGUGAAAAACCAACUCUUAUUCGAUGGAAAAAAGAUCUUCCAUUGAGUAAUCAAAACUGUGUUGUUAUGACAAAAGCCGAAGCAGAAAUUCAUGAGAAACUUACAGAGGAUCCUGAAAAUUAUUAUUCAUCAGAAAUAGUAAAAUUGGUAAAAAAUCGAUUUCAAGAAGAAAAGGAGAUUUCCAUCUAUCGCUAA